Nezara viridula (southern green stink bug) is the source of this 3756-nucleotide messenger RNA. Lineage: Eukaryota; Metazoa; Arthropoda; Insecta; Hemiptera; Pentatomidae. The record is from the annotation of a GenBank genome assembly.
AUGUCAUUCGAAACAUUCCCGCAAUACCCUCCGGUCGACGGUGAGUUAGUAGACCGAAUUGUUUGCAAAUUAAAAUCUCAAGGUAUUUUUGAUCAGUUUCGUAAAGAUUGCCUGGCUGAUGUUGAUACCAAGCCAGCAUAUCAGAAUCUCCAGCAAAGAGUAAAUGGAACUGUCGCUACUUUCCUUGCUACUCAGACAUGGCAGCAAGACUUGAACAAAACUCAGCUGCGAGAAAGUCUGAGGAGACAUGUUCAACAGGGAUUUUUAGAAGUUGGCGUAGAUCGUAUUGUUGAUCAAGUAGUGAAUCCAAAAGUCUUUACAGUUUUUAUGCCCAAAGUGGAAGAUGUUGUCUAUGACUGUUUGGGGAUUGAGAAACCUAAACACCCACCUUCAUCCAAUAACCUGCUGUCUGGACAUAAGCUGACUUUGCUAGAUCUCCUUCCGAAAGAUCUCGAUCCAGUUUCACCAGAAAGUGACAAUCUCAGUUUCGAUGAUGAUGAAACUAAAGAUGAAACUAAUAACAAUGAAAGCUCUUCGAAGUUAGACAUAUCUCACGACAGUCAAGUAUCGGGUAUUUCUGAUCUUUCUAGUCAUAUGGGUGACAGCUUUAAAGAAAACCAUAUAGAUUCCAACACAGCGAAAAGUAUUGCUUCAGUCAAAGAAAAUUCAAAUGAACCCCAUUUCGAAAAUUUUGAAAAUUUAAGCGAGAAAAUAAAACAAGCUGAAAUUGGGGGUCAUAAUUCUGCUACAAGUCCUUCACCAGAAGGGCAAAAUAACACAGAAACAUUAGAAGUUGAACAAAACCUUCAAAAAGAUAAUAGAGAUGAUACUUUAAUGGAAAUUGAUUCAGUUUCAAAUAGUACAUUCGAAGAUACUAAAAUGUUUACAAAUAAAAUAAUUAAAGAACACACCUGUAGUAGCACAAUUUCUGAAGAUUCCCUAAGUUGUUCGAGUUUUAAUUCUAAAUUUAAGAAAGACAAAUCUAAAUCUGUAGUUGUAGGAACCAGCGAAAACAGUGUGGAUAAAAGUGAAGUUGAUACUCCUUGUAAAGAACUUUCCUCUGAUAAAGAAGUUAAAAUUUCUGCUGAAAACAAUGACGUAGAUAUUAAAACUGAAGAAAAGGUUACGGAAAACAAAGAGCCAAAAAAACCAGAUGAUCUGAAAGACAAGAAGUACCGCGAAUCAUUAUCUUCUAAAAAUACUAAGAGUAGUAGACCCAGUGAUUCAAAGCAUCGUUCUAGUAGUGAUAAGAAGGAUGAUAUUAAGCAAAGUAAAGAAAAGACUUAUAAAGAAGACAAAGACAAAGAAAAAUCUAAUAGAGAUGACAAAGAUAGAAGCAGUAAACAUAAAGAUGAUCGUCAUCAUUCCUCAAAGGACAAAUAUAAGGAUAAGGACAAGAAUGACAGAAGUAGAGAAAAAGAUAAUGACAAAAAAAAAGACAAAUCUGAUAAUAAAGAUUUAUCUGCGAAAGACAAAAAAAAUGAUAAGGACAGGUAUAAAGAUAAAGACAAAAAUGAUAAAGAAAAGACUCGAAAUGACAAAGAAAACCAUAAGUAUGAAAAAGAUAAGAGCAGGUCUGAGAAAGACAAGGAUAGACAUGAAAAAGAAAAGGAUAAAUAUGAUAAAGAUAGAUCUGAUAAAAGUAAAAGAGACAAAGAUAAGGAUAAAAGAGAAAAGGAAAAGUAUGAAAGCAAAGACAGAGAUAGCAAUGAGAAGGAUAAAGAUAAAACUAGAGGAAAAUCAGAAAAGGAUUACAAAAAUGAGAAAGAUAAAGAAAGUAGAUCUGUUGAUGAAAAAGUUAGAGAAGACAAGAAAAAGGAUUCAAAAAAAUAUGAUAAAUCAAGCAGCUCAUCAUCGAUGAAGAAGGAUGAUAAUAAAAGUGAAGCAAGAGAUAAAAGCAGAAGAACUGAUGACAAUGCUAAAGAAAAAACUUCCAAUAGCAAAUCAAAUAAAAAUGACGACGAAAGAAAAGACAGGAAACGAAAAAGUGAGCGGUGCAAUGACGAAAUUAAGUUGAAAGAAGCAAGGAGGUCAUGGGAUAGGGAUAGCAGUGGUGGAAAUGGUAAAGGUCACGGAUCCCAAAAAUCUAAUAACAGUGAAUAUAAGGUAAGUUCCUCCUCGUCUUCCACUAAGGAAAAGAGGACGGGAGAGUCUUCAAAUCAGCAGAAGGCAAACGAGCGCAAACUGGAACCAGUCAGUGAAGCUGAGGAACCGUCCGAUGUUGAUAAAAUCCUGAUGAAAAUUAAUUCCUCAAUUGAGGAAAGCCAAAACAUUCAAUCCAAUGACGAGCAAGCUAUAAAAAAACCUAAGAUUGCUAGAAAUAUCUUUGAAAUAAGGAAAAUAAUGCAGGCUAGAAAAAAUAUAGCUCGGCAGGCUUUCAAGCAGGACAAGAAAAGAAAAGAAAUGAUGGAUUCAGUAGAAGAAGUUGAUGUAACCAACUCCCCUUCUACCACUGAUCCUCCAUCUAGGGAUAGCCCUAAGAUACGAGAAGAAAAUAAAGAGAAUAUUAAAGCAGGACAAAUGGAUAAGUUGAAAACUCCUAAAGUCGGUCCAAUAAAAGGCAAAUUUAAUGGUUUUCUCGAGUCUGAUAUUGAACAAUCUAGAAAUUCUCUUCAGAUUUUUCGUGCACAUUUUUCGAAUUUUUGUACUAGUAUGGGAAUGGAAAUAUUGCCUACUGAAAAUAUUGCUAAGGUCGAUUUUUCAAAAAUCUGUGAUUUCAGUGACGAUUUGCUAGAUGAUAACCUUAAUAAGCUAAAACCAAAAUCAGUUUCAUUGGAGAGGAGGAAAACAUUUCCUGAUGACAAUCAGGUUAGUAAAGCUGUUGAGAAUAUUAUGAAGGGGAAAAAUGGCUGUUACGUUCUGUUAAAAGACUGUACUGAAGUUGUCGAAGCUAUGAAGAAUGCAGCUCAACCUCAAUUAAAUAAAUCAGAUAACAUACCGACCGCUUCGAAACCUCAGCAAAAUAUUGGUGUAAAUGAUGAAUCUAAUAGGACUAACUUGGAAACAAAUGUGAAAACCCCAGACUGCAAGAAGGAAACUUUGAGUUCUGCUGUUAUUAGACCUCAGGUCUUCAAUGUUGGUGUUGAUGUCGGAACUGAUACGCUCAGUCAUACUUCUCAGCAGCAAUCGAAACAAGAGAACUCGAAGAAGACUGGUGUCAGAACACCUCCUGCGAAGGAGCAACCGACGCAAAACAGCAAGGAUGAAGAGGCUUUUUCUCCAGUGGCUGAUGUAACCAUCGCAUUAAAUACAUAUUUGAAUGAUAGCAAAGAAAUUCUGCCUUCGGUACCUUUGACAGAAGCCAUGUUGGACAACCUCAUGCAGCAAUCGUCUAUGAUAGUUGAAGAUGAAACUUUUGCGGACUCUGAUGACUCGCUUCAUGAAUUUGAAAGCUUGAAAAAUGUGGAAUUAGGCUUGAGAAAAGAAGAAAGCUUCAGAACUUCAGGUGAUGUCUCAGAUUCUUCAGACUACACGCCUCAAAGAAUUGCUAGUAUCAUUAAUACAUCUACUUGUGAUAUUUUCUCUCAAAAUAAAGAUCCUAAUGAAGAGACAAGUGAGAUCAAGGUUGUUAAACGACGAAACCAAAGAGUGUGUAGGUCGGCGUCUCAAAGGUACGACAGUACCGACUUGUAUAAACCUCGGCCUGUGUUGCCUCAGAAUUCCAAGCGCGUCAGGACACCUCGUAGCGUAUCUUCGGAAGAUAUUUCUACGAGAGAACAGUAUGAGUGUACUCCUUCAAGGAAAAGGGCCAGAUGA